This is a messenger RNA of Fusarium venenatum, 324 nucleotides long. NCBI's taxonomy places the organism in Eukaryota, Fungi, Ascomycota, Sordariomycetes, Hypocreales, Nectriaceae. The record is from RefSeq and is a predicted model, not a curated record.
AUGAGGCGCUGUAUCUUCGCAUCAAGUUUGAGGGCAACUGUCCCCCUCAGAAGAAUCCAAACAACUUCUCUGCGUGCUGUAUCCGACACUGCAAAAUCUCAACCCAUGAAUCAAUCUCAGCCAACACAGGAGGAAGCUACGCCAACAGAAGACGCAAUCAAAAAGACCGCACGUAAAAAGACAAGUGAAGAGCUGGACCAGGAACUACGGGAGAAGCUCGAAUCUCUUUCGGGAGAAGGAGGAGGUGCUGGGGUUGAAUAUGAGGGUGGGAAAGCGGAAGGACUUAAGAGAGGUGUCAAGUCGAAUAUGUUUAGAGUGAUUUGA